CAACACUUUUAACGUCCUUCUCUGUCUCUCUCCGUUCAUGAGCUCCUUUAAGGUAUUUGUUUAGCUUUUGUUCGUUCUUGAAUAUUUAUGAAGGGACCUCACGAAAAAGUUGAAAACUACCUGAAAGUAGAGGGAAACCCAUCAUUUGUUGUUCCUUGCUCAAUAGUUUUUCGCUUGAUUUUCCACAAAACCACUAUCUUCUUCUCUUUCGAGCCCUACGGAAAUUUCCCCACUUUCCAAAAUCCGACUGAGAGUUGCCCUUCUGGAGACGGCACUUAAGACACGAAGAAAUCGAGGAGACAGGUUAAAUUCUGGGCGUUUCUGUGUUCAUCAGCAGUUUCCAGUCGAAAUUUCUCAACCCAAUUUCGGGGUUUUCUCAUUUUAUCUUCUGGGUUCGAGUUCGUGGGUUCUGGUGCUGAUCGAAUUCACGUGGGGUAGGGGAAUUUUCUAGGGUUUGUAAUGCGCUGCAACUGUUUUGGAGUUCUUGACAUGUGCAAAGGAAGUGAUGGCCUUGGCCAGAGAGAGGCGCAAGUUGUUUGCAUCUGUGUGGAUGGUUUUAGAGAUUGUCACCAACAAUGUGAGGGUGUUCUCAUACAACUCGUUAAGAUCUGCCACUGCUGAUUUCCACCCUUCAAACAGAAUCGGAGGAGGUGGCUAUGGAGUUGUUUACAGGGGAGUCUUGAGGGAUGGCACUCAAGUAGCUGUUAAAUCCCUUUCAGCGGAAUCUAAACAAGGAACGAGAGAAUUCUUGACCGAGAUUGACAUGAUAUCAAACAUUCAUCACCCGAACCUUGUUGAACUCAUUGGCUGCUGCGUUGAAGGGAACAAACGGAUUCUUGUCUAUGAAUUCCUCGAGAAAAACAGCCUCUCUAGUGUCUUGCUCGGUUCGAAGAGCAAAUACAUUCCGCUAGAUUGGUCCAAAAGAGCAGCGAUCUGUCUAGGCACGGCUUCGGGUCUAGCGUUUCUUCACGAGGAGGCAGAACCCCACAUUGUACACCGAGACAUAAAGGCGAGUAAUAUCCUUCUGGACAGAGAGUUUUCUCCCAAGAUUGGAGAUUUCGGUUUGGCAAAGCUUUUCCCAGACAAUGUAACUCAUGUCAGCACCCGGGUGGCGGGAACAGUGGGAUACCUGGCCCCAGAAUACGCUCGUUUAGGACAGUUGACGAAGAAAGCAGACGUUUAUAGUUUCGGGGUGCUCGUCCUCGAGAUAAUAAGCGGUUGUAGCAGCAGCAAGGCAGCCUUUGGAGCCGAGUUCUUGGUUCUCGUCGAAUGGGCGUGGAAGCUGAGAGAGGAAGGGAGGAUGGGGGAGUUGAUAGACGAGGAAAUGAGCAACUGCCCAGAAGAGGAAGUGAUAAGGUUCAUAAAAGUGGGACUCUUCUGCACGCAAGCCGCCGCCCAAAAGAGACCAAACAUGAACCAAGUGGUGGAAAUGCUCUCCAGAAAAGACAUUAACCUAAACGAGAGCGCACUGACCCAGCCCGGCGUCUACAGAGGCCGCCGCCGUGCCCGCAGCUCCCAGGAGGAGGAGAGUUCGUCGUCUAAAGGGAAAGCAGGUGGCGGUGGUCCUAAUAACCACCGGUCGUCGUCCAACUCUGUUUUCAGCUUUGGCAGCAUCACUCAUAUGGCUCCUAGAUAGAUGAUUUCAUCCCCUCUUUGAUUCAUUGCACCAUACAAUAUAUAAUACUACUAGUUAGUACCUAGUUGUUGUUUAUACACACACGUAUGCGGUGUCUGUAUUUUUUUUUUCCUUUUUUUUUUGGUAUAGCAUUUUGGCAAUUUUCUGUUGUAUUUUUUUUUAGUAGCUGUUCAUAAUUAAUGAUAAAUAAAACUGCAUUAUAUAGACGCAAUACAGUUAGUUUUGUAUUCUU
This is a messenger RNA of Tarenaya hassleriana, 1868 nucleotides long. RefSeq names its product putative serine/threonine-protein kinase. The transcript is spliced from 6 exons. Bases 506 to 1636 code for a protein of 376 amino acids. Gene Ontology annotation, molecular function: protein kinase activity; ATP binding. NCBI's taxonomy places the organism in Eukaryota, Viridiplantae, Streptophyta, Magnoliopsida, Brassicales, Cleomaceae. Gene Ontology annotation, biological process: protein phosphorylation. The record is from RefSeq and is a predicted model, not a curated record.